AAAAUCCAAGUCUAAAGCUGUCCAAUUCUGCAAAGAGUUUGUCAAUCGUGAGAUUGAGUUGUUUUGCCAUUGUCUGAUGCCAGAGUCAUGGGAUGAUAUGAUCGAGUGUGACUUGUGCGGGAAAUGGCUUCACAUCAAAUGCGAGAAUCUUGAGGCAUUUCCAGAUGAAGAUGAAUGGCUUUGUAAGGCAUAUCGACCUCCAAGCUCAAAGCGAUCAAAACAAUGA
Molecule: messenger RNA, 226 nt
Organism: Paramuricea clavata
Lineage: Eukaryota; Metazoa; Cnidaria; Anthozoa; Malacalcyonacea; Plexauridae
Source: the annotation of a GenBank genome assembly